AUGAGCGUUGAGCGCCUUACCUUCUCCGUGCUUUGGGAGAUGACGCCGGAAGCAGAGGUGGUGGACACCAAGUACUGCAAGGCCAUCAUCAAGUCAAGGGAGGCUCUCUCUUAUGCAGAGGCUCAGGCACGCAUCGACGACCCACAGGAUCAAUCUGAGAUCACGACCUCCCUCAGGAACCUGCUGCGUUUGACGCGGAUCAUCCGCGCCAAGCGCGUGGCCGCCGGCGCCCUCGAGCUGGCGUCCCAGGAGGUCCGCUUCGAGCUGGACUCGGAGACCCAGGACCCCACGGAUGUGGCGGAGUACCAGCAGAAAGAGACCAACAAACUCAUCGAGGACGGGGCGGGACAGAAGACGAAGAUCCCCGGGUCUGCCGGCCUUUGGGAGAAUCCCCAGUGCGACACUUGGAUCUCCGUGGAAGGGCCAGAAGGUAAGCCCUGA
Molecule: messenger RNA, 441 nt
Organism: Effrenium voratum
Lineage: Eukaryota; Dinophyceae; Suessiales; Symbiodiniaceae
Source: the annotation of a GenBank genome assembly